Molecule: messenger RNA, 2737 nt
Organism: Leptopilina boulardi
Lineage: Eukaryota; Metazoa; Arthropoda; Insecta; Hymenoptera; Figitidae
Product: neutral and basic amino acid transport protein rBAT-like
Exons: 9
Coding region: 553-2649 (698 amino acids)
Biological process (GO): carbohydrate metabolic process
Source: RefSeq, a predicted model, not a curated record
CGUCGUCAGCUGCGAGCACACACACGAAACGUAUUACUAAAUAUAUACCGAGAGACACGAUGAUAUUGUUUCACUAGUAAAAUUUUCUAAAAUAUCAUCAUCGUCGUCAAGUUUUGUGCUUUCAAUUUUUUUUUUUCAAUAAUAAAAUUUCCUAUUUUCUCCGGUAUUUUUUUUUAAGUGCAAAUUUUUUUUUUUACGCUGGAAAAAAUCUGUGAUUUAAUAUAUAUAAAAAAAAUUUUACGCAUUAACGAAAUUUCAUCGAAAAAACAGUAGUGGUGGUGGAAAAAAAAAUCGAUAACUUUGCAAUAAAAAAAAAAAAAUAAUAAUUUUUUUCUAUUUUUAUUUAAAUUAAAGAAAUUUCUAUUUUUAUAUAUAAAUAAAUGUGUCAAUGUGUGAGGAAAUUUUUACUAUAGAAAAAGAAUUCAAAUUCAACGAAAAAUUGAUUUUUUAAUUAAUAAAAAAAGAAAGAAAAAAAAACGAAAUAAAUUAUGGAAACUUAAUUAUAACCAAAAGGGAAUUAAAAAAUAAUUUAAUUAUUAUCUGUUCAAAAAAAUGAAUAAACAAAAAAAUGAGAACUUCUUAUCGGUUGUUCUCCCAUCGGAAUUUUCAAAUUCUCAAUGCUCGCAAAAUUUAAUGAUUAAUCAAGACCAACAGGACGAAGAAACUUCGGAUUGCCCUUUAUUGACACCAAGUCCACCAAUUUGUGUGGUACGCAAAAUACCGGAAAUGAUUCCAGUAUUUAAACAUAUCGAAAGUCCUUUGGAAAUUCCAGCAUCACCAACAUCUGAAAAUAUUAAUUCAGAAGAUGGACUUAAUGUUUUUAUGAAUAUUGUUAACAGUUCGAGUAAACCACUUCAUGAUGAACCGAGUUCUCGUGAUCCUAUGGUGGAAUCAACGAGUAGUAGUAGCAAUAGCAGCAUUAAAAAUGAACCAGUUUGUACACAAUUGCUCACACAAUUAAAUGAAGCUUAUCAACAUUUAGCACCAGAUGCCCAGGCACUGUUUUACAAUCAGGAGAAUGGAGGAAAACCGCCAUUAGUUGGAAUACAAUUGGUUGUACCAAAACCACCAAAAAAUUAUAUUUUCACCAAAUGGAAUUGGCCCUUAAUAAGAAAAACAUGUUUCUGGUCAUUAAUGUCAAUACUUGCCGGUUGUGCAGCACUAGUCAUUGGUGUCAUCAUAACAAUGCCAAAAAGAUGCGAUCCACAAGUUGAAUGGUGGCAAGGAAGUUUAUUUUAUGAAAUAUUUCCUGGUUCUUAUCAGGAUGGUAUGACAAUUAACGAUGGUGUUGGUGAUCUACCGGGUAUCAAUAAACGUCUUGGUUAUCUACAAAAACUCGGUGUUAAAGGAGUGAGAUUAAAUUCCAUAUUUCCAGCUGAUCAUUAUCCAGAAUAUUAUUCAAAUAUCACCAGUUUAAUGGAUGUAAAUCCAAUACUUGGUGAAAUGAAAGAUUUUGAUCAACUUCUAUUGGAAAUUCAUAAACGAAAUAUGACACUAAUUCUUGAUAUUCCUUUAUAUCCUUUUAUUAAGGAUUUUGAUGUUGCCGAUGUUAACGAAACUAAAAAAAUUCUCAAACAACGAAGAGACAUUUCACCUCAACUUCUUCCAACUGUUGCAUCAUUUGAGAUAAUGGGAGAUAUAUUGACAACAAGAACGUCAAUUUUAGAAACAGUAGCCGAAGAAAAUGAUGAAAUUACAUUGGCAAUUAAAUUUUGGACAGAGAAAGGUGUCGAUGGUUUUUAUUUAAAAGGUCUUGAGAAUUAUGUAAAUGAAAAAAAUUUUCCUAAUAAAUUACGUUUAUGGAAAUCAAUUAUUGGUACGAGGAGAAUUUUAAUUUGUAAUAUUAAAACAUUAAAUGAAGCUAAAAAUAGUGGGGCAAAAAAUGCAAUUCUCAAUAGAAUUGAUUUGAUUGAUGUUCAUAUUGGCGUUGCAAAUGGAACAAAUGUUAUACGUGAGGAAAUUGAUAAUAUUUUAAAUGGCAUUCUCUUUGAAAAAGCCGGCUAUCCUUGGGUACAUUGGAGUAUUGGAAAUAUCGAUACAAAACGUGUGUCAUCAACAUUGAGUGUUAAUAAUGCGAGUAUUGCUGUUGCUCUUAUGACAAUGAUGUUACCAGGCACUCCAAGUAUCUUUUACGGUGACGAGAAAGGAUUACUUGAAUGUGAUUGUCCUGAUCAUGCGGAUUUGGAACAUGUUCAUAAUUUAAUGCCAAUGCGUUGGGAUAAAAAUGAUGUUAUUAAUGACGAUGGUGCUAGUGAGAAUUUCUCGUCUUUUCAAUUUCCAUGGCUGUCAAAAAGUAAUGAUCCAAUUGAGACGAAUCUUGAUGACGCUAUUUCGAAUAUGACGAGUAUACGAAGAGAAACACCCACUAUUUAUGUUAAGGCUUUGAUUACAAAUGAUAAACCAAAGGCAAAUUGUGAUGUUCGAUACACAAGAGACGAAUUAAUUGUGAUUGAAAGAAGAUAUCGACGUCGAAAUUCAUAUGUUUUUGUUGCAAAUUUGGGUAAAACAACACAAAACAAAGAUUUAUCGAAUCUUUAUUAUGGAGGUCAUAUGGUUAUUGGUCCAAAGCACAAAUUUGGUAAAAAUGUCUAUUUCAAACAGCUCAACAUACCACCCGGUGAAGCUUUUGUCAUUAAACUUGAUAAGUGAACAGAGUUUUUACAAAUCAAAAAAAAAAAUUUAUAUACAGAUAUAAAUUUUAAAUAUUUGUUAAAAAUGCAAAAAAAAAUAAUUUUUU